CUGGGAAGUAUAGGUUGUGCUGUCAGGCCGGUGUCAGUCUGAUGAAGAUUGGCAUCAGGUGGUGCCCACCUGGGGCUGGUUCCAGAGCCCUCCAACCCUACGUGCUUCUCAGCAGCAGUGCAGCUCCAAACCGUGCUGGAGGUCCGGCUGACCAGGCGACGGGAGAGCCGGUGUGGCCGGAGAGGGGACACGGUGGAGAGGCUCCACAGGACGGUCGCAGAGGCAUCUGGAAACACCACCCAGGAUCCUCGAUGUGAAUCAACCCCAUGAUGCAACAUGCCUCCCCAGCCCCCGCUCUGACGAUGAUGGCCACGCAGAAUGCGCCCCCGCCAGCGUACCAGGACGCCCCGCAGAUGACGGCGACCCCCCAGCCACCCAGCAAGGCCCCGGCCGGGCACAUCUCCGCGCCCUCGGCUGCCGCCAGCACCCCCGUGCCCAGCGCCCCCAUCGACCCACAGGCCCAGCUGGAGGCCGAUAAGCGGGCCGUGUACAGGCACCCGCUCUUCCCGCUCCUCACGCUGCUGUUUGAGAAGUGCGAGCAGGCCACCCAGGGCUCCGAGUGCAUCACCUCCGCCAGCUUCGACGUCGACAUCGAGAAUUUUGUCCGUCAGCAGGAGCAGGAGCACAAACCCUUCUUCAGCGAUGACCCAGAACUGGACAACCUGAUGGUAAAGGCCAUCCAGGUCUUGAGGAUCCACUUGCUGGAGCUGGAGAAGGUAAAUGAGCUCUGUAAGGACUUUUGCAACCGUUACAUCACCUGCCUCAAGACCAAGAUGCACAGCGACAACCUGCUCAGGAAUGACCUCGGCGGUCCCUACUCCCCCAACCAGCCCUCCAUCAACCUGCACCCCCAGGACCUGCUGCAGAACUCCCCCACCGCCAUGACAGCAGUCUCCAACAACCCCCAGGGCAUCGUGGUCCCGGCCUCGGCGCUCCAGCCGGGCAACAUCGCCAUGACAACAGUCAACUCUCAAGUUGUGUCAGGCGGGGCCCUGUACCAGCCGGUUACCAUGGUAACGUCCCAGGGACAGGUGGUCACCCAGGCGAUCCCUCAGGGAGCCAUUCAGAUCCAGAACACACAGGUUAACCUGGAUCUGACCUCACUCCUCGACGGCGAAGACAAAAAGUCCAAGAACAAGCGCGGCGUCCUGCCCAAGCACGCCACCAACAUCAUGCGCUCCUGGCUCUUCCAGCACCUCAUGCACCCGUACCCCACGGAGGACGAGAAGAGGCAGAUAGCGGCCCAGACCAACCUCACCCUCCUGCAAGUCAAUAACUGGUUCAUCAAUGCCCGGCGGCGCAUUCUGCAGCCCAUGCUGGACGCCAGCAACCCGGACCCUGCACCCAAGGCCAAGAAGAUCAAGGCCCAGCACCGGCCCACGCAGCGCUUCUGGCCCAACUCCAUCGCCGCCGGCGUCCUGCAGCAGCAAGGGGGCACGCCGGGCACUAACCCUGACGGCUCCAUCAGCUUGGACAGCCUGCAGCCCCUCUCCUCCGAUGGCGCCACCAUGGCGAUGCAGCAGGCGAUGAUGGCGGCCCACGAGGACUCGCUGGACGGGACGGAGGAGGAGGAGGAGGAAGAGGAGGAGGAGGAGGAGGAUGAGAUGGAGGAGGAGGAGGAAGAGGAGGAGGAGGAGCUGGAGGAGGAGCUGGAGGAGGAGGCGGACGAGCUGCAGACCACGAACGUGGGCGACCUGGGCCUGGAGCACAGUGACUCUUUGGAGUAGCGGCGCCCCAGUGGCCGGGUCAGGGGAAGGGGCAGGGGUCGGGGGCCCCGGGGCCAGGGUGGCCUGACUGCGGAGGGGAGCACACCCCGGGGCCCCUCCCUCCCUCAGCCGGGAGUUCCGAGGCAAGACGGAUCCCCGUUCAGGAUAUCCGAGCGAAGGACAGAGGGGCCUGCAAGGGCCAGAGGGGAUCUGGGGGUGGCUUGGGAGGGCCUGGGUGGGGCGGGGGAGAGGUUGAAGGCUGGGCCAGACCUUGGAGAACCCCCCAGGGGCUGGCGUCUCUCCCCUCCGCUUGCACGUGGACUAGCCUACCCGGCCCCUCCGCACCCCCGUUGGCGACCCCCAGCCUUGCCCAGAUGUCAGUAAGAAUGCGGACUCGGAGCGCCAGGGGUUCCUUGGGCACCAGCACCACGUGGGGAGCCCGAUGGGAUGGGCGACACCCGCCAGACACCCCCUCAGACCGUCUCCACUACCGGAGUCCUCAAUCUCGGGGUCCCAGCCCGGAGGAGGCGUGCCCCUGGGGACCCGCCAGGCUCCUUCCCCUCGGGCCCCCGCCCCGGUCCAGCCUGGGACUUCAGGCCAGAGGCCUCUCGUGCCCAUGUCUCGGAUGCAGCCGGAGGAUGGGGAACCCCCCGCCACCAAGGGUGGCGGAGGCGGGGGAGACGGUGCUAAGAGCCCCCUUCCCCCCAGGAACUGUGCUUCUCCGCCGGAUGCCGGUCCCCCCGGCCCCCCCACCCCCACCCCGGGGCUGCUGCCAGGACUGGGCCCGGUGGGGCGCUCCGGGGGGAGGCCCAGAAGGAACUGGGGGGAACCCGGGUGCCCCGGGCUCGGAACCCUCGUCCGCCAGCAACGACUCCGGGACGGCACCCCGACUCGGCCCGCUGGGGGAGAGCACGGCGGGGAGCCCCACCCUGGCGGUCUCUGACGGGCACUUGAAUGUAUUUCUCCCCCAAGCGAGCAGAUAUUUAAUGUUUUAAUAGGGAUUUUUUUGAGACACAGAUAACCUUAUUUAUAA
This is a messenger RNA of Ornithorhynchus anatinus (platypus), 2739 nucleotides long. RefSeq names its product PBX/knotted 1 homeobox 2 (gene PKNOX2). Gene Ontology annotation, molecular function: RNA polymerase II cis-regulatory region sequence-specific DNA binding; DNA-binding transcription factor activity, RNA polymerase II-specific. The record is from RefSeq and is a predicted model, not a curated record. NCBI's taxonomy places the organism in Eukaryota, Metazoa, Chordata, Mammalia, Monotremata, Ornithorhynchidae. The transcript has 13 exons. Gene Ontology annotation, biological process: regulation of transcription by RNA polymerase II. Bases 267 to 1727 code for a protein of 486 amino acids.